Hypomesus transpacificus is the source of this 2317-nucleotide messenger RNA. It is a transcript of the gene mfn1a, whose product is annotated as mitofusin 1a. Gene Ontology annotation, molecular function: GTP binding; GTPase activity. The record is from RefSeq and is a predicted model, not a curated record. Bases 16 to 2232 code for a protein of 738 amino acids. NCBI's taxonomy places the organism in Eukaryota, Metazoa, Chordata, Actinopteri, Osmeriformes, Osmeridae. Gene Ontology annotation, biological process: mitochondrial fusion; mitochondrion localization. Gene Ontology annotation, cellular component: mitochondrial outer membrane. The transcript has 17 exons.
UGUCAGAUAGUUGCAAUGGACCUGGGAGAACCUUCACCACUUAGGCAUUUUGUGGUGGCAAAAAGGACAAUCAACGCUGUGUUUGAUCUGCUGCUGGAGUAUGUUAAAGAAGGAUCAGAGUUUGUGGAAGCGACAUGGCGUAGUCCAGACCUGGAGCAGGUUGCGGUGGAGGAGCAAUGCCUUGAGGUUCAGUCCUGCGCCAAAAAACUGGCCGUCAUCCGUGAGGUCCUGGCUCGCAGGCACAUGAAAGUGUCCUUUUUCGGCAGGACAAGCAACGGGAAGAGCACAGUUAUCAACGCCAUGCUGAGGGACCGGGUGCUGCCCAGUGGCAUCGGCCACACCACCAACUGCUUCCUGCGGGUAGAGGGCACUGACCGAGACGAGGCCUACCUCACCAUCGAGGGGUCAGAGGACAGGAAGAGUAUCAAGACAGUGAACCAACUGGCCCAUGCCCUGCAUAUGGAAGCCAUGCUAGACUCAGGAUGUCUCGUGAAGGUGUUCUGGCCUAAGUCCAGGUGUGCCCUGCUGAGGGAUGACUUAGUUCUCAUGGACAGCCCGGGGACAGAUGUAACUUCAGAAGUGGACAGCUGGAUCGAUAAGUUCUGUUUGGAUGCUGAUGUCUUUGUGCUGGUUGGCAAUGCAGAGUCCACACUGAUGAACACAGAAAAACUGUUCUUCCACAAAGUGAGCGAGCGGAUAUCUAAACCAAACAUCUUCAUUCUGCACAACCGCUGGGACGCCUCUGUGUCAGAACCUGAGUACAUUGAUGAAGUGCGUAAGCAGCACACGGACCGCUGUGUGAACUUCCUGUCGGAGGAGCUGAGGGUGGUCAGUCCGGAGGAGGCCCCUGGGAGGAUCUUCUUUGUGUCGGCCAAAGAGGUUCUGAGCUCCAGGACGCACCGGGCCCAAGGCAUGCCCGAGACAGGUGGUGCUCUGGCAGAAGGUUUCAACGAGAGACUCAGCGAGUUUCAGAGGUUCGAGAGGACAUUUGAGGAGUUCAUCUCCCAGUCUGCAGUCAAAACCAAGUUUGAGCAGCACACGGUUAGAGCCUGGCAAAUCAUCGAGGCGGUCAAAGCUGUCAUGGACUCCAUCAACAUCAACUCAGCUGAAAGGAAGAUCUAUUCUCUGGAAGAGAGAGAGGAGCAGAGGGACCGGUUGGAGUUUGUCCGCGGCCAGCUUAACCGUCUAACCGAAAACAUCAAAGAGGGGAUCAAGGCUCUCACAGAAGAAGUGGCUGCCAAGGUUGCGAAAGCAAUUGCAGAGCAGACCAGCUGCCUUCCCUCGCUGGUUGAUGAGUUCAGCACAGAUUUUAACCCAACGCCAAACACAUUAACAGCCUACAAAGCAAAGCUGAUUGUCCAUGUGGAGGACAGGAUGAACAGUUCUUUGGGCUACCGUUGUUCUAAGGGGAUCAUUGGCAGUGUGCAAUCUUCCCAGAAAAACAUGAUUGAGAGUAUUCGCCCAUUGCUGCCCCCUGUUGUGCAGGAGCAGCUGCAUAUCCACUUACCUAGCCGGAAGUUUGACCUGAACUAUGACCUCAGUCUAGCUGCCCUUUGCACAGACUUCCAGGAGAACAUAGAGUUCCAGUUCUCUCUUGGCUGGACAGCAUUGGUCAGCCGAUUCAUCGGUCCCUCUGGUGCCAAACAAGCCUUGACAGGCAUGGAGCAGAGAUUAGGCCAACAGACUGCCUCCUCCUCUGGUCCACUCAGCCUUCAGACUCAGAGGGAGAAUAACCCAGGAAAUGAACUGGUCUUCUCCAUGGCGACUGGUCUGGUGUCACUAACUUCCCGGGCCUCCAUGACUGUGCUUGUCAUUGGCGGAGUGGUGUGGCGUUCAGUCGGCUGGAGGCUGAUCGCUCUGUCCGUGUCGCUCUACGGCCUGCUCUACCUGUAUGAGAAGCUCACAUGGACCAACGCCUCCAGGGAGAGAGUCCUCAAGCAGCAGUUUGUGGAGCACGCCACACAGCGGUUGAAGGCCAUUGUCCCCAUGACAAGCAGAGGCUGCAGCCAACAGGUUUAUCAGGAGUUGACAGAGACAUUUGCACGUCUGUGUCAGCGAGUUGAUGUGAGUGAGGUGGAGCUGGAGGGCCAAAUCCGCCACCUGAGUUCCAGGAUCCAGAGACUGGAGAAGGUCCAGCAACGCUCCAAAGCUCUGAGAAACAGAGCCACAGACCUGGAGUCUAAGCUUGAUGCCUUUUCUGUCCAGUAUCUUCAAGGACAUGGGAGGAGCUGAGCAACUGAUGAACACAAAUACACAAAUAUCUAAAAAUCACCAGAACAGCAUUUUUCCAUCUACGUAAUAUUGCCAAAAUACGAAA